This is a messenger RNA of Encephalitozoon cuniculi GB-M1, 597 nucleotides long. RefSeq lists its product as uncharacterized. NCBI's taxonomy places the organism in Eukaryota, Fungi, Microsporidia, Unikaryonidae. The record is from RefSeq and is marked provisional. The transcript has a single exon. The coding region runs from base 1 to 597 and encodes 198 amino acids.
AUGUCUAGGGCGGAUGAUCUUGAGGAGAGGGGGCCGAGAAGCUUUGAAGAGAAGGCCGCAGACGAAUGCAAUCUGCAACCUCCGAAACCCAGCAGGAGUGUGAAAAAGAGAGUACUAUCUAUGCGGGGUGAGAACGAGCACAACUCCAAGCACAUCAGAAUGAAUCCACACUAUAAAAAGACCACAGCAAUAUCAGCCAUCCAGGAGGCUGAUGGAAAGGAGAAGGGAGGCAGUGUGUUGAGGCAGGCGAUACGGCGGAGGGACCUGUCUUACAUCAGUGAGUUUCUGGCUAGAAAGGAUAGAGGCCUGAUGGUGAGAAUGCUGUCGUGCGACGACAAGGAGGUGCUGGGGGAACUGCUUCUAGAGUUUAUUGACCAACCGUUGCGGAGUGAGGCACUGGAAAUGAUGAGGGAGAUUGUUUCAAGCAUAAAGGAUGUUGGAGUGUUUGUCGAAAGGCUGAAGGAGAGAGCCAUUGAUUUCUCAAAGCUGAUCUACCUGAAGGGGAGGAUCGACUAUCUGAGAUUCACGAUUGGGACUGAGGAGGAGAAGAAGCCUGAGGUGGUUGUUAGAGAUGACUUAGUUGAAAGAUCUGGAUGA